UUGCCUACGACAUUAACACUCCCACUCACGAUAAUUACAGGCGCGGGCGCAUCCGAGAGCGUUGGCAAACAGGCGAAACGGCUCGGCGCAACAAGUGCACUCAUCGUUACCGAUCCGGGCAUUGCCAAAAUCGGAUACGCCGACAAGAUCGCCCGAAAUUUGAAUGAUGCCGGAAUAGCGUCCUCAUGCUUUUCUGAUGUCACACCCGACCCAACCCUACAGAAUGUGCGAGACGGCUUAAAGCAAUAUGCUGACGAAGCCUGCGAUGUAAUUGUGAGCAUCGGUGGCGGAAGUGCCAUUGACUGCGGAAAAGGCAUCGCCGUGAAAUUGACGAACGACGGGGACUUCGCCGAUUAUAUGGGUGUGGACAAGAUCCCGAAUCCGGGUGCUCCGCUCAUCGCUAUACCCACCACAGGCGGGACAGGCAGUGAGGUCUCCAAAGUUACUGUCAUCACCGACGAUCUUCGAUCUGUCAAAAUGAUGCUCAGUAGCCCGUGCCUCUUAGCGCAUGUCGCGCUGGUGGAUCCAAUGUUAUCCCUUACAACUCCGCCGCAUCUGACUGCAGCGGUGGGUGUUGAUGCGCUGACGCACGCAAUAGAGGCAUACAUCUCCAAACGCGCCCAACCGAUAACCGAUGCACUCGCAUUGAAGGCGAUUGAGAUGAUUUCCGGUUCGCUUCGGCAGGCGUGGGCAGAUGGCGAAAACAUCCCUGCCCGUACGGAUAUGAUGAUCGGUGCCUCUAUCGCAGGGAUGGCAUUCAGCAAUUCAUCUGUGGCUUUAGUUCACGGAAUGUCUCGUCCAAUCGGUGCGUAUUUCCACAUCCAUCAUGGAUUAUCAAAUUCAGUGUUGUUGCGCGAUGUGAUGGAAUUUAGCGUCGUCGGUGCCCCUGCUCGCUUUGCCGAUAUUGCGUCCGCCAUGGGAGAGCCUAUCGACGGAUUAUCCCCGAUGGAGCAGGCGGACGCAGCAGUUGAUGCCGUAGAACGGCUUGUCACCGAUAUUCAGAUGCCACGACUCGGUGAAAUCGGUAUUGACAGAGAGAAAUUCGAGGAUGUCAUUGAACAGAUGGCGAGGGACGCGAUUGCAAGCGGAAGUCCUGCUAACAAUCCACGGCAAGCGACGGCUGAAGAGAUCGUUGCCCUGUACCGUCAGUGUUUUUAA
Messenger RNA from Geodia barretti, 1158 nucleotides. Lineage: Eukaryota; Metazoa; Porifera; Demospongiae; Tetractinellida; Geodiidae. The record is from the annotation of a GenBank genome assembly.